Molecule: messenger RNA, 1656 nt
Organism: Lactuca saligna
Lineage: Eukaryota; Viridiplantae; Streptophyta; Magnoliopsida; Asterales; Asteraceae
Source: the annotation of a GenBank genome assembly
AUGGGUCGAUGGGUCUUGAGAAGGAGUGAUAUUGGUGGGGAAAGUGACCGGCCGACGAUCAUGGUGACAAACGAUGAUGGAAUUGACGCACCGGGUCUGCAGGCCCUAGUUCGUGUCCUCGUCUCCACCAAUCGAUACCGUGUGUGGGUCUGCGCCCCCGAUUCGGAAAAGUCAGCUGUCAGUCAUUCUAUUACUUGGCGUCAUCCUCUCUCCGCAAAACGAAUCGACAUUAAUGGAGCCACAGCCUUUGCUGUUUCUGGAACUCCAGCUGACUGUACUUCAUUGGGAAUCUCAAAGGCACUAUUUUCUUCCGAGCCUGAUCUGGUAUUAAGUGGCAUAAAUAUGGGCAGCAACUGUGGUUAUCACAUUGUCUACUCAGGGACAGUUGCAGGUGCUAGGGAGGCUUUUUUCAAUGGUUUACCAUCUGUUUCAAUAUCAUAUGAUUGGGUUGGGGGUACAAGCAGCAUCAAUGACUUCACACUUGCUGCUGAAGCUUGCUUACCUUUAAUAAGUUCCAUUCUUGUUGAAAUCAAGAAUAAAACAUUUCCUCAAAAAUGUUUCUUGAAUGUAGAUUUGCCAACAAAUGUUCUCAACAAUAAGGGUUAUAAGCUGACUAAGCAAGGAAAAAGUAUUGUUAAAAUGGGUUGGAAGCAAGUUUCUAGUGAUGCACAAGGUGCACAGAUGCUAUCAACAAUGACAAUGGAGUCAAAUUCAGUAGCAUCAAAUCCUGAGGAUAAUUCUGUUUCACAAGAACAGCUUUUAUUCAAGAGAGAGGUGAGGGGAGGCCAUGUGGAAGAGGGUGAAACCGACUAUUGUUACCUUAAACAAGGAUAUAUAACUGUCACUACCCUUGGGGCCUUGAGUCAUGCGGAUAACGACUCCCAUACAUUUUUCAAAGAAUGGUUACCAAUGGUGGCUGACCGUACCUCUCCUUCAGCUUUGAAGAAAUGCACUGUGGCUUAUAGAAUUGUAAAUGGACAAUUUGAGGGGCAUUGGAAAUCGCAAGUGGAAAACGAAGGAGACGUCAACAAUGUGAAUAACCUAAUAAGAGAUCUAUCGGAGGUGCGCUUGGCACAAGGUGAAGAUCAAUGGAAAUAUGUUGUCGAUAUUACCAGCCCCUUCACGGUAGGUACACUAAGGAAGAAACUCGAUCAACUCUUAUACCCAAAUCGUGUACUUACAUGGUUUAGAUGGAACAAAGUGUCCCCAAGCAAAGUAAAUUGUUUUAUUUGGAGAGCAAUACAGAAGAAGAUCCCAUCAGUGGUGACUUUGAGAAAUAGGGGCGUCGAUAUUGAACAUGAUAAUUGUGGGGCUUGUAUUAACGAAAUUGAAUGUUCAGAUGAUAUUCUCAUAUCGUGCCAUUUCGCCUGCGAGGUUAGGAAACAAGUUUUCAAAUGGUGUGGCAUACAACAGAACUUUGCAUCUGUAACUGAUUUACUUAGUUUCGCAGCAAACUGGGGCAGAUGUCCUAAGAAACAGAAGAUAUUCAUCUCCAUUUGUCAUGGACUAAUUUGGAAUUUAUGGAAAAAUCGGAACAACCGGAUGUUCAAUAAGGUAUUCAUAAAUCCAACAUUGAGUUCAGGGACAGUCAAGUCUUUGGUGUUCUUUUGGUUGAAGUGCAGGGGUAAGGGUGGAAUUUGCAGCCAGAAUGAAUGA